AUGGCAUCACGGUGGUACCGACACUACUUCGAGUACCAUCCCUGGUCCGCCAUCCGGCAUCGUGCUACUUUCACUGACUCAGGCAAACGUAAAGUAUUGUGCAAGAAAUGUCUCGACAAGCAUAUCGACGUGGUCCUACUUCACGAAGAACGCCGGGUGUGCCUCGAUGGCAGUGCGUUCCUCCGCAGCCGAGAGGCUGUCGCUGCAGAUGGUCAACCGCGGAAGUUAGACAACGCGCAGGCGAGGAGCACAACGAGCGCCAUCUCGAACCGCGUAGGGCAAGUUUCUCCCGCAGGCUCGGAUAAGAACUUGCGCGAGUCGCUCUCGGAGAUCGUUGAGCAGUCAGCCAGGCACCUGUGCGAAAUACUAUCAUGGCAUCACGGUGGUACGACACUACUUCGAGUACCAUCCUGGUCCGCCAUCCGGCAUCGUGCUACUUUCACUGACUCAGGCAAACGUAAAGUAUUGUGCAAGAAAUGUCUCGACAAGCAUAUCGACGUGGUCCUACUUCACGAAGAACGCCGGGUGUGCCUCGAUGGCAGUGCGUUCCUCCGCAGCCGAGAGGCUGUCGCUGCAGAUGCGACACUUGCAGCAUGGAAUCUGCCUCGUUCGGAAAUAGGUUGGAUGGAGCAUCGAGCGUGUAAUUGCCUCAAGCAUCUUCGAGACUGCGAGUUACAGACCGCGGAAGUUAGACAACGCGCAGGCGAGGAGCACAACGAGCGCCAUCUCGAACCGCGUAGGGCAAGGCUCGAUAAGAACUUGCGCGAGUCGCUCUCGGAGAUCGUUGAGCAGUCAGCCAGGGUCCCUUCGCCUGUCCCAAGGGAACAGCCAAGCACGCCGUGGAGCGGCGACAGGUUCCCCGUCUUCCCUUAUUCAGCGCGAGCGUGGUUGGAGCCGCAAGCCCGACCCCAAACCACACCAUGGAACGUGGUCGCGCGCAUGCCCCUUUCUUAUGGUUCAGAACAGGCGUUGCCGGGGUUGCAAAUCCAACAGCCGAUCCUCUCUUGGGACAACGACGGCUUCCCGACGCCGUACGCGACGAUCUUUCCUCCUCCUCCCAUGCAGGCAUCGUGGGGGUCGCAAGCCCGAGUCCUUACUGAAACACCAGCGAGACCACUUGUGGCUGGUCCCAACGGCAUUAUGUCUAACCAGUUACGACUGCCGUGGGUAUCUAGAGAGCCGGAAAAUCUCUAUCAGAAAUAUCUUCAGGAGCUCGGCAUAGCGGGGACGCAUGAGGCGGCCCAAUGGUCACUGCCACUUCACGAUGCGAUACCAGUUCCACUCUCAGGUGGAACAGACGAUUGGAUGCUGAACCUGACUACGGCAUCAUCGUCCUUGUGCUGGCCGCCGGUAGAUAAUACUAUGCACGCCGGAGGCAUAGAGGGAGCGCCCCAUGCCACUCAAGCAGUAGACGGAAAUGGCGGAACUUGGCUUGAGAACACUUCGUCGCUAAUGCACUCUGCUGCGUUAGACAUUUAAGCAUGG
Phanerochaete carnosa HHB-10118-sp is the source of this 1485-nucleotide messenger RNA. RefSeq lists its product as uncharacterized. The transcript has 8 exons. Lineage: Eukaryota; Fungi; Basidiomycota; Agaricomycetes; Polyporales; Phanerochaetaceae. The record is from RefSeq and is a predicted model, not a curated record. The coding region runs from base 1 to 1479 and encodes 492 amino acids.